Molecule: messenger RNA, 918 nt
Organism: Penicillium lagena
Lineage: Eukaryota; Fungi; Ascomycota; Eurotiomycetes; Eurotiales; Aspergillaceae
Product: class I SAM-dependent methyltransferase
Exons: 7
Coding region: 1-918 (305 amino acids)
Molecular function (GO): methyltransferase activity
Source: RefSeq, a predicted model, not a curated record
AUGGCUGAUGAACCGCUCGUUGCAGAUCCGGCUCUUGAUGCCGCUCUCGACAACAGCGAUAGCGACUAUGAUCCUAAUGACUGGCAGUCCAUUCCCUCCGACGACGAGAUGUUUGACAGCUACGAAGCUGGGCAUCUUCUGGCCCUUGUCAUGGACUCUGACGAUCGGGAAAACCCUUUCUUCCGGUCACCCAUUGGCAGUUCGCCGCAGCGGAUUCUUGACAUUGGCACGGGCAAAGGCACCUGGGCCAUCGAUGUUGCCGAUAUGUUCCCUAGUGCCAUUGUUCGUGGGGUUGAUCUUUUUCCACCCCCGGCCUCGUGGAUGCCUCCAAACUGUAUUUUGGAGGUUGACGACGUGCUACAAGAAUGGACGUGGCAUGAGCAAUUUGAUCUGAUCCACAUGCGCAUCAUGAUCAGUUCUUUUGAACCCCAGGAAUGGGACCGUGUAUACAAGCAAUGCUAUGACAAUUUGCGUCCAGGUGGCUGGAUCGAACAGCUAGAGGCCAGUCCGGUCAUUAAUUGCGACGACGGCAGUCUGCCCCUUGAUAAUGUUCUCAAUGAAUGGGGCCCUUCGAUGAUGGGCUGUGGUGAACGCUGUGGCCGGCCCUGCGAUAUCCUUGAUACGAUGCCAGCACGCAUCCGUAACGCAGGCUUCGUCGAUGUGCAUGAAAAGGUUUACAAAUGGCCUAUUGGGCCGUGGGCUAAAAACCGGCAGUACAAGGAAGCCGGCGCCAUCAACCUAGAGCAUUGGAUGAGGGGCUUAGAGGGCUGGUGUAUGUGGUUGCUCACCAAGUUUGGAGCACCGGAACCAUGGAGCUUGGAGAAGGUCCAAGCUUUUGUCGCCCAGAUCCGCAAUGAGCUCAAAAACCCCCGCUUCCAUAUCUAUCAAAAUGCGUCAGUGCCCCAGAUCCCACCCUGA